Acromyrmex echinatior (Panamanian leafcutter ant) is the source of this 2658-nucleotide messenger RNA. RefSeq lists its product as uncharacterized. The record is from RefSeq and is a predicted model, not a curated record. NCBI's taxonomy places the organism in Eukaryota, Metazoa, Arthropoda, Insecta, Hymenoptera, Formicidae.
UACUCUUGAAACGAUUAUUUUUUUUAAAUUUUAGAAACCUUUUGCGAAUAUUUCAGGAAUAUUUAGCUGGAGAGAUACAGGAUUCAUAAGGACAGCAAAAUAACAGGAAUGAUGAUGGCCCUAGAGACGUUGACAUGGCUAAAUUUAAGCUUUGUGGAGAACAUCCUGCGAAAGUCAGAAGAAGAUGAUUCGAUUCAGAUGAUCGAUAUGUCUAUAAAACCAGCCACGAAGAAAGGUGACAACUAUUUUAGCGAUAUGAUCAGAAUUAUGAUUGAAUUUUCACGUAAUCAAGGCGGUCAUAAGAUUAAAGAGAAAAAAUCGAUUAUUAUCAAACUCUCACCUAUAAUUGAAAGUAUUCGACAAAAAUUCAUCAAAGAAUCAGGUUCUUUUCACACCGAAAUAUCAAUGAUGUCAGAUACCUUAAAUAAAAUGAAUAAGUUGUUAGAGCCUAAGUACCGUUUAAGCGGAAAAAGCCUAUACGUGCAAAACGAACAUCCAACGUUUCUUGUGAUAGAAGAUCUCAUGUUUCUUGGUUUUCGAAUGGCCGAUCGUUUGUCUGGUCUUGACCUAACUCAUUCCGUAUUGGCGUUACAAGGACUUGCCAGAUUUCAUGCAGCCUCUGUCGCCGUAUGUGAGAAGGAACCAAAACAAAAAGAGUAUUCGAAAGGAAUGUUUUACCAUCAACAUCCACCAGAACUGCAAGCUUUUUUCGUUAUGGGUACUAAAGCUUUAGCAGAUGAGAUUGCAAACUGGCCAGAAGUGAAAAAAUAUUCGGAAAAAAUUGCUAAACUCUCCGAUCACAUAUAUCAAAUAGCAGAAGAUGCAGUCAAGACUUCUAAGGAUGAUUUCAAAGUUAUUAAUCAUGGUGACUGUCAUCUAAACAAUAUGUUGUUUAAAUAUGAUAAUGAUGGCAAACCUAUUGAUCAGAUUUUUGUAGACUUCCAAAUGUGCAUCUAUACGACGCCGGCAGUCGAUCUUAAUUAUUUUCUCAAUACAAGUCCUUCCAUGGAUGUCGUGGAAAAUGAGAGAAAUACUUUAUUAAACGAAUACCUUGGCAUCUUGUCGGCGACUAUGAAACAAUUGAACUGCAAGACACAGCCGCCCACCAUGGAAGAAUUGAAAGCUAUUCUAAAGCGAAGUGCUAGCUAUGGAAUGAUAAUAUCCUUCACGAUUUUACCGCUCAUGCUGUGUAGUAAGAGUGAAUCGAAAGAUUUGGAUGAGAUUAUAAGUACGGGUACUUUUAUAAAUCCAGGUUUACAGAGUGAAAGUUAUAAAAAAUUAAUGAUAAAGAAAAUUCCAUUAUACGACGAGUGGGGAAGACGAAUAAUUUCAGACUUUAGACUAACAAGAAACGCAAUACAAUAUAUCUUAUAUACCAGAAUCGAGGAACCGGAAAAAGGGAAAAAACAAAUGGCCUUAGAAACAUCGACAUGGCUAAAUCUGUGCUUCGUAGAGAAGAUUCUACGAAAGUCGGAAAAUGACAAUUCGAUUCAGGUGAUCGAUAUAUUUUCAAAACCGGCUACGGUCAAGGGUGACAACUAUACUAGCGAUAUGAUUAGGAUUACUGUCGAAUAUUCACGCGGCUCUAAAAUUAAAGAGAAAAAAUCAAUUAUUGUGAAACUGUCGCCUGUCCUUGAAGGUGUUCGACAGAAAUUAGUCACACAAGGAGGUUUCUUUCACACCGAGAUGUUGAUGAUGUCAGAUACUUUGGAUAAAAUGAACAAGAUGUUAGGGACAAAGAAUCGCUUGAGCGCAAAGAUUUUCCACAUGCAAAAUGAAAAUCCAGUACUUCUGGUGAUCGAAGAUCUCGCGUCUCUCGGUUUUCAAAUGGCUGAUCGUUUGUCUGGUCUUGAUCUAGAUCAUUCCAUAUUGGCGCUUCACAGACUUGCCAAGUUUCACGCAGCCUCCGUAGCCCUAUGCGAGAAGGAACCAAAGCAAAAAGAGAUAUAUACGAAAGGAAUAUUUUCUAAUCAGCAUCCGCCAGAUAUGAAAGAAAUUUUCAUUAAGAGUAUUAAAGCUCUUGCAGACGAGAGUGUGAAUUGGCCAGAAAUGAAAAAAUAUUCGGAAAAAAUUGCUAAACUCGCUGAUCAUAUAUUUCAAAUAGGAUUGAAUGCAACCCAGCUCUGUGAAGACGAAUUUAAUGUUAUUAAUCAUGGUGAUUGUCACGUGAAUAAUAUGUUAUUCAAAUAUGACAAUAAUGGCAAACCUAUUGAUCAGAUAUUUGUAGAUUUCCAAAUAAGUGUCUACGCAUCGCCGGCACUCGAUCUUCUCUAUUUUCUCAAUUCAAGUAUUUCCUUCGAUAUCAUUGAACACAAAAGAGAUGUUCUAUUAAAUGAAUACCUUGAUACCUUGACAACGACUAUGAAGUUGUUGAACUGCAAGACGCAGCCGCCCACCAUGAAAGAACUAAAGGCUUCCCUAAAACAAAGAGCUAGUUUUGGAAUGAUAACAUCCUUCAUUAUUUUACCGUUCAUGCUGUGCAGUAAAGCUGAAGCGAAAGAUUUGGAUGAAAUAUUGGGCACUGGUACUUAUAUAAAUGCAGGUUUAAAAAGUGAGAGUUAUAAAAAUAUAUUGAUAAAAAGAGUGCCACUAUACGAUGAGUGGGGUUUGCUAGAUUUCUAAUGAAUACUUCAUAUUUAGAGAUAAAACAUUAAUAUA